AAAUCAAAGAAAAGUCGCUGGAUGAGAAGGUGUGUUUGAACGUUUGACUCCUGUACUUUCAUAAGCUGAACUUUGUGUUAAGGCUUCCGUUUUGAAGCAAUGCGUUGCAUGUAACAUGCCCAUGUUUUGUCACAUCCUUCGUUUGCACCAAGCACCUAAAAAUUAUGGCCACGUGUGAGACACCCACACUUUCUACUUGUUUAGUGUCCAAAAGGGUAACAAUGCUUUUCAAAUUACACAAAUGGACCUGUUAACUAAUAAAAUGGUUUUAAAGGUUCCACAGGAUGUAGAAAUGGCCAAGCAGGAUUGAUUAGAGACCAUCUGCCAUACUGUUCUCAUCUAUGUACAUAAAAUAGGCUUAUUGGACAGUUUCUGUCUGAAGUUGUCAAAAACCCAGUUCCCAUGUGAUGUGUGGUUGUGUCAUUUUAGUUACGCAUGGCCCUAAACCCUGUGUUCAAAACAUGUUUACUUUCUUUUCCAUUUAUGAUCAAAUUGCAGGACUUGUGACACUGAAAUUUGAAACACAAGAAGUGUCUCAGGAAGUGUGAUGCUAGUCACUUGUGUCAACACAGGUGCAUGUCAUGAGCUGGGAACUUCCUCUCAAAAGCAGUAGUCAACCAGAACUGUAGUCACACCAUGUGGCGUACGUAGGGUAUUUCAAUUUGACUGUAGCUUGAUAGAGGUCCACAUGGAGGUUUCAGCCUGUUGUGGGUUUAAUUAUUUAAAAUACACUAUUGAUUUGGAUUUUCCAAAAAGCAUAAGAAUUCUGCAUUUUUCUUCUGGAUAAAUUUAUUUAUAAAUAAUGGGAAUCAAACAGGAUAUGUUACAAAACCAGGGAACAGGUAGAAACAUCACAGCAGCAGUUUUUUUUUUGUUUGUUUUACCAGUUUUAAUACACACAGCAUCUCUCUGAAUAUCUAUUGAUUAUUUAUACAGUGUUUAUUUUGAAUUUACCAACCUCACGUGAACUAAUGCUUUCUCUUUCAAUUCUGCUCACAGUGUGACAGCACAUCUCAUGACACCAAUGAUUCAGAUAGCCUAAUGUGACUUUGACGGGGAAGCAAUGUGGUUUAGGAAUAACCAGGCAACAGCUAUUAAAAAUAGCAAUCAUGUAUAAACAAACCUUUAGCAUAAGCAGAAAACAAUGAAAACUAAAACUAAUAUACAAAUGUACCAUUAAAAGUAUCGGGCCUACAUUGGUGACCAUAAAUACAACUUCCAACAAAAUGAGAAAGAGAUGAUACAUUUGUUUUCAUAUAUGGGAAACCUUAACUUCCUGCUUGAAUUCUUGAGCAAGUCAGCAGGUAUAUGAGGCAAACAGAAAAAUGAGCCUAUGGUGAUGGGAGGAGUUGUGAUUAGUCCAGUAUUUUGCUCCUUGUCUCCUUGUGACACACUCAGUGCUUGACGGAAAGAAGACAACACCAUGAAUGAUCCAAACACCUCUAAUAUGCUUGACUUUGGUGCUAUUUAUGAUGACCUCAACUUUACUUAUAAUUACUCUGAGUUCUUUAUAAACCCUGACACACAGCCGUGCACAUCCUUUCCCAUCCCAGAUGCAGUGACGGCUGUUGUCAGUGCGUUUUAUAUCCUCAUCUUUGUGUUGGCAAUUCCUGGAAAUCUGGUCGUGGGGCUGGUGAUUGGCUGUAGCAAGCAAGCGCUGCCUCCCUCUGACCUCUACCUCUUCCACCUGGCAGUUGCCGACAUCCUGCUGGCCAUUACUCUCCCAUUCUGGGCUGUCUCUCUUACACAGGGCUGGAUGUUUGGAGAUGCCUUGUGUAAAAUUGUCACCAUCCUCCAAGAGCUGAGCUUCUACUCUAGCAUACUCUUCCUGACUUGCAUCAGUAUGGACCGUUACAUGGUGAUUGUGCGAGCUAUGGAGGCUCGCAGGGCUAACCGGCAGUUUAUUAGCUGGGUAGUUUGUGCUGCUGUCUGGUCUGUUGGAGCCCUUCUGUCUCUGCCAGGACUCUUCAGUUCGGCCUACUCAUCUAUAAACGGUAGUCACAUUGUGUGUUCUGAACUAUAUGAUGCCAGCAGUGCGGAUGAGUGGCGGCUGGCCACCAGAAUUCUUCGCCACACUUUAGGUUUUGUUAUUCCGUUGGCCAUCAUGCUACCCUGUUAUGGAGUAACCAUCAAGCGCCUUCUUCACAUCCGUGGGGGGUUUCAACGGCAACGAGCCAUGAGAGUGAUUGUGUUUGUGGUGGUUGCCUUUCUGCUUUGCUGGACACCAUACCAUCUUGCAGUGAUAGUAGAUACAUUUUUCAGGACAAAGAUAGUGCCCUACCAGUGCCCAGCAAGGAUGGCAGUGGAUCAGGCCAUGUUUGCCACCCAGAGUUUGGGCCUACUCCACAGCUGUGUCAACCCAGUGCUGUAUGCCUUCGUGGGAGAGAAGUUCAGGAAAAAGCUGUUUCAGAUAAUGAGGAAGACAGGUAUCUUAGACAGAACAUCAGUGUCAAGAAGCAGCAGGUCUUCACUGUCAUCAGAAAUAACAUCUACAUUCAUGUGAGACCACCAAAGGGAUACUUUAAGAUUAAAAUGUGUUUAAAUGAUAAUAGUAAUAAAAGAUUCCUACAGUGAAACUACAUUAUUGAAUACAUGGUCAGAAACCACCAUAAAGUGCCUUCGCGGACCACCAGGGGGCCGCCAACCACUGUUUGAAAACCCCUGCUAUAUACUUUUCACAUAAAUUGAAUAAAUCACUGUAGGAUCUCAAGUGUUGGACAACAGAUUACUUGUUUUCAUAGUUAUCAGCAUUUUUAUCACAUCUCAUAUUUGGUGGAUUUUUAAUUUCAUACAUAUGAAAAAAAAGUAUAAAAUUUGCCUUAAAGUUGCCAUGAACAUUUAGUUAGAUUUGUAAAUAUGUAUACUUUGCUCUUAUCAUUUAUUUAACUUGGCUUUGGUUCCAAUCCAGCAAGCACCAGGGAAAUGCUGCUUAAAGUUAAGCUGUAAACAUUUUAUUUUUUAUUUUUUUUGUGGUUAGGCAUUAUAUCCCCUAUCUUACCUCAGUCAUGUCUAGUAUUGAGGAAGCUGUGGGCAGCAUCAUGUUUUAGUUUCAAGUGUGGCUACAUUUCAACACAGCUCCUGAUGCACAUCUUGAGGUGGAGCUGAAAGUUCUAAAAAAACGAGAAUUAUACCUUGAGUUGAGUAAUUUCAGUGUUAUAUGGUGAAAUAUCUGGCUGAUGUCAAGCAAAUGUGAAUUAUCAAGAUGUUUUUCUGUCAUUCAAUUUUCCAACAAUAUCACUAUCCUUUAAAAUAAAAUUUUAUUCCCAGUUAAGAUUGUUCUAUAACUGUAUCAGCCACAUAAAUAUAUAUAGUGUACAGUGUUGGAUAAGGUUUUUAUAGUUAUGUAUUCAUAUUUUUGUAAUACUGUCUGAGUUUUAUGUAUAUUUAUCUGAAAACAGUUGUUAUUCCCAUGCCUAAUAAUCUGAGGUAGCCUGUCUGUAGAGUUGAAAUCAGCAUUAAAUCUUUUU
Molecule: messenger RNA, 3467 nt
Organism: Monopterus albus (swamp eel)
Lineage: Eukaryota; Metazoa; Chordata; Actinopteri; Synbranchiformes; Synbranchidae
Product: C-X-C chemokine receptor type 2-like
Exons: 2
Coding region: 1424-2503 (359 amino acids)
Biological process (GO): immune response; G protein-coupled receptor signaling pathway; positive regulation of cytosolic calcium ion concentration
Cellular component (GO): external side of plasma membrane; membrane
Molecular function (GO): C-C chemokine binding; C-C chemokine receptor activity
Source: RefSeq, a predicted model, not a curated record